AGAAAGAAAACUGUCCAACCCCAAAGAAAACUUUUUUUUUACAAAAAUUUAUUAAAUUACCUUUUAUUAAAAAUUGGUAAUUUAACAAUAUUACAAGUGCUUAAGAAUGAAGAAUAUUAAUAGUUUAAAUGUUAAUAUUCUUGUUUGAAAAAUGGUAAUAAUUAAUAAGUGAUUGAAUUUAAAUAUAUACUUAAAAGUUGAAAGUUAUUUUUUUAUAACCUCAAAUGAAGUUUCCUAAAAGUAUAAAUCGUAUAAAUUGUAUAAAUUUGGAAAAGAAAACAAUUUCAUAGAUUUAUGAUUAGUUGUAACUAAUCUUUUUAGUGGGUAAGUUUAAUCAUGUCAGAAAAGUCAAAGAAAAUAAUAACUCGAUUUCAUCCAAAACAUGGUGAAAAUAUUGUAUUGUGCGACGAUAAUACGGUGGCAUUUCGAAAAGCAAGUUUUGCGAAUGCACUGACAUUUAGCGAAAAGCCGCUUCAACCGGGUGAGAUUUUUUUACUUGAAAUUGAAAAAGAUGAGAGAGGAUGGAGCGGUCAUAUGAGAUUGGGUUUAACGCAAAUGGAUAUAACUAUGGAGGAUGUGGUAGGUUUACCACAAUGGGCUGUACCAAAUUUGGUGAAAUCAGGUCAAAGUUGGGUUUUUGCGAUUACAAAAAGUCGAAGUAUUUGGGAUAGUUUCGAAGGCAUUGGAGGAACUACGUACGGUAAUGGAAUUCCAGCAAGAGAAAAGAAGCUCGUUACUGAUGGUGUGAAUGUACAUACUUCUCGCGGUAUUAUACCUUACAGUGCUCUUCGACCAAAUACUGUGGGUUGUUCACAAAAUAUUCUUCCAACGGAUACAGGAAGUCGUAUAGGUGUUAUGUAUGUACCACAGGCUGGUUCAGAUAAAGCUGAAAUGCAUUUUAUUAUAAAUGGAGAAGAUCAGGGAGUUUGUCAAAAAGACAUUCCUUACAAAGCCGGACCUUUGCAUGCGAUAGUUGAUGUUUACGGUACAACGAAGCAAGUGAGAAUAGUUCAACUUUAUGGAUUAUCUACCUUGCAAGGUGCCUGUCGAGAUGCCAUUUUACAGUAUACGCAAAGAACUGCAGUUAAUUCUCUUCCUUUACCGAAGACUUUGAAAGACUUCCUCCUGUAUAAAUCCUAAUAACAAUGAGGAGAAUUAACAAUAUUUGUUUAGAAUACGACAUCUUGUUAUUAGUUCUUUUUAUAAGAACACUAAAUUGAAUUUAUUUUCCAACAAGAAGGUUAUUUUGAUUUAAUAUCUUAGUUUCGAACUCUAGAAUUCUUUUUCAAGUUUAUAAUUAUUUCUUUUGUAUUUUUUUUAAUUUCUUUUUACAUGGCGCCAUGUAUAAAAGAAAUCAGUAUUGAAAAAGAAAAGAAAAAGAAACCAAAAUAACCUUCUUAUUAGAAAAUAAUUUAAAAUACGGUUUUAAUAAAAACCAAAUAAUAAAUUGUAAUAUAAAAAAAAAGUGAUACACUUAUGUUGUAUCCACAUAAAAUGCAAUGAAAUAUAAAUAAAAAUUAUUUAAAAAAAAAUAAUAAUAACAAAAAAAAGUAAGUAGUAAUUUUAAAAACUGUAUUUUGAAAAUUCUUUUUAACAAUUUUACUGAUUUUUUUUUGUCAUGCUCAGAAUUUGUUUUUUUUAUCAAUACUUAUAAAAAGAACUAUUGUGCGCAAUUUUUAUUAUAAAUAAAAUAUACAC
Molecule: messenger RNA, 1698 nt
Organism: Leptopilina heterotoma
Lineage: Eukaryota; Metazoa; Arthropoda; Insecta; Hymenoptera; Figitidae
Product: neuralized-like protein 2
Exons: 4
Coding region: 337-1140 (267 amino acids)
Biological process (GO): intracellular signal transduction
Molecular function (GO): ubiquitin protein ligase activity
Source: RefSeq, a predicted model, not a curated record